Procambarus clarkii (red swamp crayfish) is the source of this 3271-nucleotide messenger RNA. RefSeq lists its product as uncharacterized. NCBI's taxonomy places the organism in Eukaryota, Metazoa, Arthropoda, Malacostraca, Decapoda, Cambaridae. The record is from RefSeq and is a predicted model, not a curated record.
GAGCCCAGUAGACUCAGGAACCUGUACACCUGUUGAUUGACAGCUGAGAGGCGGGACCAAAGAGCCAGAGCUCGACCCCCGCAAACACAACUAAUGAUAAUAAAAAAAAUGGUGAACAAAAUAUAAGCUUAAUGGGGGUAGCUCUUAAAACUGAAUGAGAUCAGAAACUUUUAUGAAUGAAGAGAAAUGGAAACAAAAUUGCGUGAUAAUUGGAAUGGCAACUAUUGCAACAGAACGACAGUUAGUAAUUUUCAUAGUAAGGAUUAAAAACUGAAGAGGGCAAUAAACAUAUGUAUACAAUUUUAGAUUACAUUUCUACAGUUAUAUGUACCAGUACAGGUUCAGUAAUUAAUGUUUAAUAACAGCAAAACAGAGGUCGACAUUUAGGAAGAAAGGUUGUAUUCCAUCCCGUACUGGACCACAAAAGGAGGAAUAUGAAUCCUUAUGAGCGCCAUGGUAUUAUUACUUCAUUAUGAUGGUUAAUGGAAGUCCUGUGAUGGGUCCCGUAGGCUGGGGCACCAGUGGACAACAUUAUCCUGAUGGUGUGAGGGAGGGGGUGAGCACACCGGCCUGAACCAGAUACCAUCCCGCCAUUUCCUCUUAACCUCCAUCUCUUCUGCAUCCCCAAAGUUGCCAUAUCAUCAACAGUUAACUCUCAUGUUAUAAUGCAGUUGGAGACACGUGUGUAACAGUGUGUCGGCCCAUGGCGUCGUUAGGCCUCAGAUUAUCUUUGUUGUCAUUUAGAAAGUUUUUGUAUAAAUAAAGUGAGAUUUAAAGCGUUUUACUUCUUGUAUCAAUGUAACUUAUACUUGCAAGCAAAUGGUGAUCAUAAGUGCAUUAUUCCCAGCUGAUGGUGAGGUGUUUACAGUUGGCAACCCGCCCGGUGCCCGGGGCGAGGUAUGAUAAGGGCAGCCCCGGGGCACGGAGGGCAAGUCGUGCCGCAGGGAUGGUCAAGGCAGCAACCACUGUGCUCCUCUUGCUGGGGGUGUCCACCCUAGUGGCGGCCUCCGCUAAACACGCCGAGCACGGACACGACCUCCGCGAUAACCACAGAGGCGGAAAAGGCCACUUCAACGCCCAGGUGAUGUGUGCCAACUCGACGAACCAACCAGAGUGCCACCGUAGGGUGGAGGUGUGCCGGGCCGUCCACCGGAGGUCGUGGCAGAGAGGCAAGACUCAGGAGGACCUCACCAGCUGUGCUCGCCAGCUCAAAAUUCGGCUCCCUGAAGACACGGAGAACAACCACCAACACUUCCGUAACUGGGCACGGGAGAACCAGGAGCUGAAGCGACAACUGUUUGCCUGCAUUCAUCAGGGCAUGUUCCACAGUGAUGGGAGCAUCAACAGGCCAGCCGUAGUGGAAAAGAUGAUGGCGAUGAUGUCUGGUGAGGACGAGCCCCAGCUGCUGCAGGAGCUCCUCGACCGCGUCAACACUUGUCCCGAGUCCUCUAGUCGGCGGGACUUCUACAGGUGUGUCUUCCUCGGGUGUGCCACACCUUGAGGCCCUCUCGCAUAGUCCUUCAGGAGGGGAGGGCGGCGGCGGCGGGUCUCUCAGGACCUUCAGCACUCCCAGCGGAGCCCAAGACGACACCAGAGACGUGCCCUUCCCUCGCUCUCCCCUAGGGGCGUGUGUGGGUGUAAAUAUUGGAUACCUUGCAAGGAGGUGGCCUGAGUCCGGUAAGAUCAAGCAGGAGCUGGAGAAGGUCUGACUCGUCUCGUCAACGCCAGAGAGCUCCGAAGGCAGCAGAUGGCUUACCCACUGAUAUAUAAUAAGGAAAACACUCCCGUAGAAUGUGUCUUAAGUUAUAACAAAUCAGAAGAGAGAGAAUAUUAAGCUUGUGCAAGUCUUGCAGCACUCAGCAGUGGUUCAAGUUCAAGUAUGUUUAUUGAGACAAGGAAAAAUGCAUCUCAAAGGGAUAAAGCUGCUUAGGCUAUUUUUAACCCCCUUUGCAGUGGUACGGGCAGCUGGGAGGAGCCUCGCGCGUCCAACACCACUGUCACCGGAGGGAACUGUGACCUUGUGUGACAACAGUGACCUUGUGUGACAACUGCUUACCUUGUGUGACAACUGCUUACCUUGUGACAACUGCUACCUUGUUGACAACUGCUUACAUUGUGUGACAACUGCUUACCUUGUGUGACAACUGCUUACCUUGUGUGACAACUGCUUACCUUGUGUGACAACUGCUUACCUUGUGUGACAACUGCUUACCUUGUGUGACAACUGCUUACCUUGUGUGACAACUGUUACCUUGUGUGGCAACUGCUUACCUUGUGUGACAACUGCUUACCUUGUGUGACAACAGUGACCUUGUGUGACAACUGCUUACCUUGUGUGACAACAGUGACCUUGUGUGACAACUGCUUACCUUGUGUGACAACAGUGACCUUGUGUGACAACUGCUUACCUUGUGUGACAACGGCUUACCUUGUGUGACAACGGCUUGCCUUGUGUGACAACGGCUUACCUUGUGUGACAACGGCUUACCUUGUGUGACAACGGCUUACCUUGUGUGACAACGGCUUACCUUGUGACAACGGCUUACCUUGUGUGACAACUGCUUACCUUGUGUAACAACGGCUUACCUUGUGUGACAACGGCUUACCUUGUGACAACGGCUUACCUUGUGUGACAACUGCUUACCUUGUGUGACAACGGCUUACCUUGUGUGACAACGGCUUACCUUGUGUGACAACGGCUUACCUUGUGACAACGGCUUACCUUGUGUGACAACUGCUUACCUUGUGUGACAACGGCUUACCUUGUGUGACAACGGCUUACCUUGUGUGACAACUGCUUACCUUGUGUGACAACAGUGACCUUGUGUGACAACUGCUUACCUUGUGUGACAACUGCUUACCUUGUGUGACAACUGCUUACCUUGUGUACAACGGCUACCUUGUGUGACAACGGCUUACCUUGUGUGACAACGGCUUACCUUGUGUGACAACUGCUUACCUUGUGUGACAACAGUGACCUUGUGUGACAACUGCUUACCUUGUGUGACAACUGCUUACCUUGUGUGACAACUGCUUACCUUGUGUAACAACGGCUUACCUUGUGUGACAACGGCUUACCUUGUGUGACAACGGCUUACCUUGUGUGACAACUGCAUACCUUGUGUGACAACUGCUUACCUUGUGUGACAACUGCUUACCUUGUGUGACAACGGCUUACCUUGUGUGACAACUGCUUACCUUGUGUAACAACUGCUUACCUUGUGUGACAACUGCUUACCUUGUGUGACAACUGCUUACCUUGUGUGACAAC